Molecule: messenger RNA, 1073 nt
Organism: Oncorhynchus masou masou (cherry salmon)
Lineage: Eukaryota; Metazoa; Chordata; Actinopteri; Salmoniformes; Salmonidae
Product: ras-related protein Rab-12-like
Exons: 5
Biological process (GO): protein localization to plasma membrane; protein secretion; regulation of exocytosis
Cellular component (GO): plasma membrane; trans-Golgi network transport vesicle; synaptic vesicle
Molecular function (GO): GTPase activity; GTP binding
Source: RefSeq, a predicted model, not a curated record
GAGUAGAUUUUAAGAUCAAGACGGUGGAGCUGAGAGGGAAGAAGAUCAGGUUGCAAAUCUGGGAUACAGCUGGUCAGGAGAGGUUCAACAGUAUAACCUCCGCCUACUACCGUGGGGCCAAAGGGAUAGUACUGGUCUAUGACAUCACCAAGCAGGAAACCUUCGACGACCUUCCCAAGUGGAUGAAGAUGAUCGACAAGUAUGCUUCAGAGGAGGCAGAGCUGCUGCUAGUGGGGAACAAGCUGGACUGUGAGACAGACCGCAUCGUCACUAAACAGACUGCCGAGAGGUUUGUCUCCAGGAUAUCUGGGAUGCGUUUCUGCGAGGCUAGUGCCAAGGAUAACUUUAACGUGGAGGAGUGCUUUCUGAAACUAGUGGACGACAUUCUAGCAAAGAUGCCUCUGGAGAUUCCCAGUAGGGAGCUUUCCAACAGUAUCCUGUCUCUGCAGCCUGAACCAGACGUUCCCCCUGAGCUCAACCCGCCACGCAUGCGCUGUUGCUGAGACCCCCUUCCACCUCCACCAUCCACCCUGCUGAGACCCCCUAACCCCUUCCACCUCCACCAUCCUCCCUGCUGAGACCCCCCUACCCCUUCCACCUCCACCAUCCUCCCUGCUGAGACCCCCCUACCCCUUCCACCUCCACCAUCCACCCUGCUGAGACCCCCCUACCCCUUCCACCUCCACCAUCCUCCCUGCUGAGACCCCCUACCCCUUCCACCUCCACCAUCCUCCCUGCUGAGACCCCCCUACCCCUUCCACCUCCACCAUCCUCCCUGCUGAGACCCCCCUACCCCUUCCACCUCCACCAUCCUCCCUGCUGAGACCCCCUACCCCUUCCACCUCCACCAUCCUCCCUGCUGAGACCCCCUACCCCUUCCACCUCCACCAUCCUCCCUGCUGAGACCCCCCUUCCACCUCCACCAUCCACCCUGCUGAGACCCCCCUACCCCUUCCACCUCCACCAUCCUCCCUGCUGAGACCCCCCUACCCCUUCCACCUCCACCAUCCUCCCUGCUGAGACCCCCCUUCCACCUCCACCAUCCACCCUGCUGAGACCCCCCUACCCCUUCC